Penicillium paradoxum is the source of this 840-nucleotide messenger RNA. RefSeq names its product DUF3716 domain-containing protein. The record is from RefSeq and is a predicted model, not a curated record. Bases 1 to 840 code for a protein of 279 amino acids. The transcript is spliced from 2 exons. Lineage: Eukaryota; Fungi; Ascomycota; Eurotiomycetes; Eurotiales; Aspergillaceae.
AUGAAUCCUGGAAGUGUCCCCGGCAUUCCCUCUAGCCUGCCGAUCCUGAAGCCAGGCGAUCCGGUUCCUGGACCUGGACCUUGGGCGCAGUAUAUCGCACGUCUACCUUGGUCUGUUGUGAAGGAAGGGGACCUUGUCAAGUCCGUGUUCGUCAAGUUCCUGAUACUUCAGGUGAAGAUACGCGAGCCAGUUGUCCGACCUACAAUGGGCCUUCAGCCUGAGCGCUGGAACGAGGACCUAGGAUCAAACGUCCACAAUGUUGAGGCAGUUUUUGUUCAGAUGGUGAGACUUGAGACAGCUGUGCGUUAUGACCACUGCCUGGCGGGGCGAGGAAUCUUUCCUCUGUGUGUGGUUGUUGAUGAGCCCGGAUUUCCCAAGUCUUGUGGUAACUGCAUGUACGGUGGAAAGGGUGGGAAGUGUACGAUCCUCCACCACGGCCAGAGUCAGCCAGUCAGCGUGCCUAACGCUGGAGUCUAUGGGGGUAUGGUGACCACUGUGUCUUCGUCCGCGUCCGCUACGCACCUUCGAGCUGAGAUGAUGGCAGGUCUUGAUAGCUUGGCUACCAAGCUACAUCAGCUAUCAAUCCUCCAGGAACGCCAGGCCGCCGCCAUUGCCGACCACGAAUCCGCAGCAGAAAGCGCCUCGACCGCCCUGCAGGAUGUCCAGUCCCGCGCUGACCAAACCUUGCCUGUUCGGCGCAACGACGUCGUCCGUAUCCGAAACUCUCUUCAGGAGACGAUCCACACCGCGUCGCGUGUGAAGUCCACCACCGACGCCGUCACAUUCAAGUCAAACAGUAUCAAAGAAGAUGUGGAGGAUCUUCGUUCCCGCUGCGCGUAA